This is a messenger RNA of Cinclus cinclus, 945 nucleotides long. It is a transcript of the gene CCDC92, whose product is annotated as coiled-coil domain containing 92. The transcript is spliced from 3 exons. The coding region runs from base 1 to 945 and encodes 314 amino acids. Gene Ontology annotation, cellular component: centriole. NCBI's taxonomy places the organism in Eukaryota, Metazoa, Chordata, Aves, Passeriformes, Cinclidae. The record is from RefSeq and is a predicted model, not a curated record.
AUGGCCACCUCAACCCUGGAGUACCAGCUGCAGAGUGCCCAGAAGAACCUGCUCUUCCUGCAGCGGGAACACGCCAACACCCUGAAGGGGCUGCACGCGGAGCUGCGCCGGCUGCAGCAGCGCUGCACAGAUUUAACCUAUGAGCUGACUGUAAAGAGUUCAGACUCAUCAGACAGUGGCGGUUCAAGAAGUGAUGAACUCAAAAGUAAGUGCAAGGAUCUUGAAGCUCAGCUGAAAAUCAAGGAGGCUGAAAAUAGUGAAUUGUUGAAAGAACUUGAACAAAAGAACGCAAUGAUAAUGGUGCUGGAAAAUACUAUUAAAGAAAGAGAAAAGAAGUAUUUGGAAGAGUUAAAAAUGAAAAGCCAUAAGCUCAACAUGUUGUCCAGUGAACUGGAGCAGAGAGCGAGCACGAUUGCCUAUCUGACCUCUCAGCUGCAUGCGGCCAAGAAGAAGCUGAUGAGUGCCAGCGGGACUUCGGAGGGGACCCCGUCUGGCAGCCCCGUGCUGUCCAGCUACAAACCAUCCCCUCCCAAGGACAAACUGCCGGAGACGCCGCGGCGCAGGAUGAAGAAGAGCCUGUCCACACCGCUGAACCCCGAGUUCGAAGAGGCCUACAGAAUAGGGUCCGAGAGCCGCAAGCUGGCGCUGCGAGAGCCCGUGGAUGCCAUGCCCGAUCCCACGCCCUUCCUGCUGGCCAGGGAAACGGCCGAGGUGCAUCUGAUCAAGGAGAGGCCGUUGGUGAUUCCCCCGAUCCCUUCGGAUCGCGCGCCCGGCGAGUCCCACAGCCCCGCCCGCGAGAAGCCGCACAAGGCGCACAUCGGGGUGGCUCAUCGCAUCCACCACGCCGCGCCCGCCCAGCCGCAGGACGUGGAGACCCUGGCAGUGGAUCAGGUCCACGGAAACAAAGUGGUCAGAAAGCACUCGGGGACAGACAGAACUGUCUGA